This is a messenger RNA of Thermothelomyces thermophilus ATCC 42464, 804 nucleotides long. RefSeq lists its product as uncharacterized. The transcript has 2 exons. The coding region runs from base 264 to 440 and encodes 58 amino acids. The record is from RefSeq and is a predicted model, not a curated record. Lineage: Eukaryota; Fungi; Ascomycota; Sordariomycetes; Sordariales; Chaetomiaceae.
GACACGUCCGAGGAUCCACAGAGCGGUGGCAGCAAAGCGUCGGGUGUCCUGCGGUAUCGCCAAGGGCGAUGGUGGUCUCUGACUGUUGCGUCCGUCACCCGCCAACUGCUAGCGACGUAGGACAGAGAUCCCGCCGUUACCUGGGAGAGGAUAUAUUACCCACGUCUCGCUCGUUCCACCGCCUGCUUGGUUUGGUGGAUUUGGCGGGGGGAGGAAGAGGGGCACGGAUUUGCGGAGCGCUCCCUGCUUAGAGAGGACGAUGGAUGGUGAGACGGCAGCGUGCAGCCUCUAGACACUCUAAAGAGGUUACUGCCGACUGCUCGGAGGAACAGGCCGAAUUGCAGCCGAAAAGCGCCCGCAAGGUCACACACAAUCCGGGCGAUGCCUUUGCCUUGUGCAGCCAGGACAAGCAACUAGAGGGCGGGCGUGAGCGGUGCUAAGCGGGGGGAAAGAGGACUGGAACCAGGGACCACUCGGCGCGUGCGCUCAAACGGACCGGAUCCGGAGAUCGCAAAUGGCAGUUUGAAUGAACGGUCGAAGCUAGGUGGAUGUCGCGGAGACCCAGCGCUGCAGAAGAAGACGGGCUGUUGUUGAUUUGAUCGUUCGUUCCGGAAGGACGCACCAAGCUCUGGGAGUGGAUAUUGGCCGGGUGGCUGCUCAGACGGGCCAGAAGCACUCACUUCGCCUGCGUCGGGGCUGCUGCAAGACUGAGACGGCGCGGAACUGCCCACAGCACGUUUGGCGGAAACGUGGUAUUGGCUGGCUGGAUGGGCGAGCUGCGGGCAGGAUGCAGCGACGAGCCGC